Molecule: messenger RNA, 2890 nt
Organism: Chlamydomonas reinhardtii
Lineage: Eukaryota; Viridiplantae; Chlorophyta; Chlorophyceae; Chlamydomonadales; Chlamydomonadaceae
Exons: 3
Coding region: 120-803 (227 amino acids)
Source: RefSeq, a predicted model, not a curated record
UACGUGAGCUUUGCACCCGCAAUGAAACAGCGUUGAUGUUUUCUAUUUGCUUUGGCCCGUUUUUGCCAGUUUCCAAGUCCGCCAAAGCUUCCAGCGACGAACGUCCGCAUUUGGGCAAGAUGGUAUACCCUGGCAUAGAGGAGAGUGUGGAUCCCAGCAUCGCGCAGAAGUGGCACUGCCUCUACUCCUUCGCGGUUCUGCAGAGUCACCUCACCGGCAACCCCUCGCCCGAGCCUGACUUCCCAGACUGUCGGUGCGCGCUGUUUGUGACGUGGAACACGAUGUCCAGCGGAGGGCACCGGCUGCGCGGCUGUAUCGGCACGCUCGAGCCCAAGCAGCUCCACGCGGCGCUGCACGACUACACGCUCAACUCGGCGUUGCGGGACCACCGCUUCUCGCCCAUCAAGCUCAAGGAGCUGCCCUCGCUGCAGUGCAAGGUGUCGUUGCUGUCACGCUUCGAGAAGGCGGCUGGCUGGCAGGACUGGGCGGUGGGCACACACGGCAUCAUCAUCCACUUCACAGACCCCGAGGCGCGCGUGCGCCGCACCGCCACCUUUCUGCCCGACGUGGCGCCGGAGCAAGGCUGGGACCGGCAGGCGGCCAUCGACGCGCUCGUGCGCAAGGCUGGAUACAGUGGCCCAAUGACCCCCCAGCUGCGCGACUCGAUCUCCCUGGAGCGCUACCAGUCCACCAUCGCCUCGGUGACCUACGAGGAGUUUCUGGAGGCGCUGCAGGAGGCGCGGCGCGGCGAGGGCCAGGCUGACCCAGCGGUGCAAGCGGUGCGGCUGCAGGUGGCGGCGUGACGAGGCGGGUGAGGGGGGCGGCGUGCUGUGUGAGCGCGGAGGGGAGAGAGCUAGGGACCGUGGGAGUCAGGGGCCCUGGGCGGGCCCUGGGUGAAUGCACCUCACCGCUGCAGUGCAUUGCCGCAGUGAUGACAUUUUUUGUAGAGCGCUGGCGCGCCUAGCUAGUAAGCACUCUAGCGUCCGCGUCUCCUCUCAGCGCCGCCAAGCGUUUCCAGGGCGACGGCGGGGCAAGCUGCUGGUGUACUGCUGCCGCCGCGGCUUGCAAGCUUGCUGCCAACGCAUUUUGCAUUUCGGCAUCUAGUUGCGCCAGCCUGUUGGGACAGAAGAAUGUCUGCAGGUCUAGGAGGUGUGCACUAAAACGAUGCUGUUGUGCUGUACUGACUUGAAAGACUGAAGACCACGGCACGAGGGGCUCUGAGAGCCGGCCAGCAUGCAUCGAGCGCAUGGUUCUCGUGCGCGCACCGCUGUGUGGGCUCACCCGAUUGUGCACUUUAUGCUGGCCUGGAGAUAGAAUGACCUUUGCACCGUUUGUUUUGGGCCGCGACGGGACGCGCCGUCAUUCGUACGGCACCCGAAGCGGGAUGUAAGCGCGCCCAAGGCUGUGGGCAGGUCUUAGUGUGGUGCCUAGACAGGCCAGUGCGUGGAUAUGUAUAUUAUGAUUUGCUGCAGUGUGAGGCAUGUGCCGGUAACAGGAGUUGUGGUGCUAGCGUGUGCACGCGGCCGUGGGGGGCCGAAGAUCGACGGGGCUGAUGGGGCCCGCGUGUGUCUCGAGUGCACGGUGCUUUGUUUGUCAAGAGGCAUUGUGCUGUUCUUGCAUCCGUGUAAAGUACUCAAUUUCAGACAUCCUAUUAUCCGCAACCUGCCAAGAGCCCGCCAGUAACAAUGAUUGCGCCGAAGAAGGGCAACUAUGCCGGGAAUCCUAGUCACCUUCUUCCAUCUGAGCUUAUCGAUAGGUGUAUCGGGUCAAAGAUGUGGGUCAUUAUGAAGGGCGACAAGGAGAUUGUCGGCACCCUGCGCGGCUUCGACGUUUACGUUAACAUGGUGCUCGAAGACGUGACGGAAAUUGAGGACACGCCAGAGGGCAAGAAGCUCACGAAGCUGGACCAGAUCCUACUGAACGGGAACAACAUUGCUAUGCUGGUGCCCGGAGCCAAGCCGGACUACUUGUAGACUAACAGCUUACGUUUGGCAACAUGGCGCUGGCGAGCGGCUGGCGAGCGGCUUCGUGCCCAGGCGGACGAUAGUGGAGGUGGCACGCAUGCUUUGGCCCCUUGGGGCGUAUGCAUUGCUCCGCAAGAUAGUGCCCUGGCGGCCGCUGCUUUGGUGACGGUGCAGGAGUAUGAAGCACGGGUGGCCGCUGUUGACUAAAGGGGGACGGACGAGGUAUAGCCAGAGUUCUCCGGCGGCUUGCCCAGCUGCCGACUGUACCCCCGGGGGUCGGACCAUGCCUCACCACGGUACACACCAAGCGUACUGUACAGAAUCCAUUCAAGACUAGGGCAUAUCGAGUUCAAAGGAUGCAAGGGCAUGGAGUGGAGCCUCUUUGCGUGCUGUCCGUCCUGUCCAGCUGGUGAGGCACUGGGCAUAGUAGACAACAUGCGGUGAUGCUAGGAGCGGUUAAGGCGGACAGACAUUACUAUUGAAGUAGUAUGGACUCGUAAAUACGUAGCGGGACACGUUGGGUGGCUGUGUGCACGAUAUUGCGGUCCAGCACGCCCUUGGAAGCCGUGCAGACCCGAUGCACGAUUGGAGGGCAGCAUGGAAUACCGGUAGUCCUUGUACAUGCCUUGGACUGAACACGUCUAGGUUCAGCUUGACAUAACGUCAAUGGCUUGAGCGUCGGAUUCGUAUGGCGGCAAGCGGAGAGGCGCGUGCUUGGUCAUGCAAGGCAUGCCAUAGCAGGCCGUGAUUUGAUGAUUGAUGGGGUUUUAUGGCGUGGUUGUAUGGUGUAGCGCUAUGUUUGGCCGCGGGCCGCUGCAGAAGAGCAUGCGUACGGUACUGCUGGACGCACAGGGCCAGGGAGCAGCCUGAGAGUGCUCGACAGGGGAGGAGCCGAGGAGGGUAUCCCGAUGUAAUGCAGAUGGAAU